Messenger RNA from Abrus precatorius (Indian licorice), 2257 nucleotides. Its product is annotated as asparagine--tRNA ligase, chloroplastic/mitochondrial. The coding region runs from base 148 to 1794 and encodes 548 amino acids. The record is from RefSeq and is a predicted model, not a curated record. The transcript has 15 exons. Gene Ontology annotation, molecular function: asparagine-tRNA ligase activity; ATP binding. NCBI's taxonomy places the organism in Eukaryota, Viridiplantae, Streptophyta, Magnoliopsida, Fabales, Fabaceae. Gene Ontology annotation, cellular component: mitochondrion. Gene Ontology annotation, biological process: asparaginyl-tRNA aminoacylation.
AGAAAGACCGAAAAAAAGAAGAAAGAGUGGAGGAGUAGGAGCUGGGUUCUAGCCUUUAGGUGCCGAGAACUCAACGGAUAUAACGGUUGUCGGAGAGUGAGUAGGGUGUGGUGGUGAGCAACAGCGCCAGCCGCCAAGAAACAGCAAAUGGGUAGCGUUGGCUUCGGCGUUGCAAAAGCAAUUUCAUUAGCAAUAGCAACAAGGCACCUCCGUUUAAAACCACCUUAUGCAGCAACCCUUACUUAUCUCUCACUCUACAACUAUAACCAACCUCUCUUUCUCCCUCUUUCUCCCUUCUCCUCUCGCCGCUCCUUCUGCACCGCAACCCUUCGCUCCGCCGACAACAAAGUCUCACGGUUCCGGAAGAAGCUUAGGGUUUCUGAAAUCAAAGAAGGUGAUGGCGUCCACAUGCUCGGUCGCAACCUCGUCGUCCAAGGUUGGGUCCGUACCCUUCGCAUUCAGAGUAGCGUCACCUUCAUUGAGGUUAACGAUGGUUCGUGUCUUUCCAAUAUGCAAUGUGUGUUGAAUUCGGAGGCUGAAGGUUAUGAUCAGGUAGAAUCUGGCUCGGUUACUACUGGUGCCUCUGUAUGGGUGCAAGGAGUUGCGGUGGAGAGCCAAGGAUCGAAGCAGAAAAUGGAAUUGAAGGUUAACAAAAUAGUAUUGAUUGGCAAAAGUGAUCCCUCCUUUCCGAUUCAAAAGAAAAGAGUCAGCAGGGAAUUUCUAAGAACAAAAGCACAUCUUCGUGCAAGGACAAAUACUUUCGGUGCUGUUGCAAGGGUUAGGAAUGCAUUGUUAUAUGCUACACACAAGUUCUUCCAAGAAAAUGGGUUUGUAUGGGUCACAAGUCCUAUCAUCACAGCUUCAGAUUGUGAGGGAGCGGGAGAACAGUUUUGUGUUACUACCUUGAUCCCAAGUUCUCAAGAUACUAUUGAUUCUCCUGUGGAUGCUAUUCCAAAAAUGAAUGACAGAUUAAUUGACUGGUCACAAGACUUCUUUGGAAAACCAGCAUUCUUAACUGUUUCAGGUCAACUCAAUGCUGAAACUUAUGCUACUGCUCUUUCUGAUGUGUAUACAUUUGGUCCAACAUUUCGAGCAGAAAAUUCUAAUACUUCUAGGCACUUGGCUGAAUUUUGGAUGAUUGAACCGGAGCUUGCAUUUGCUGAUCUAAAUGAUGACAUGGCUUGUGCAACUGCUUAUCUUCAGUUUGUAAUAAGAUACGUCCUUGAUAACUGCAAGGAAGACAUGGAAUUUUUCAACACGUGGAUUGACAAGGGAAUCAUUGAUCGCUUGAGUGAUGUAGCAGAUAAAGAUGUUGUACAAAUAACCUACACUGAAGCAAUUGAUCUGCUGUCACGGACAAAUAAGAAGUUUGAGUUCCCGGUGAAAUGGGGUUGUGAUCUGCAGAGUGAACAUGAGCGUUAUAUAACUGAAGAGGCAUUUAACGGAUGCCCUGUGAUAAUCAGAGACUAUCCAAAGGAUAUUAAGGCAUUCUAUAUGAGACAGAAUGAUGAUGGAAGGACAGUUGCAGCCAUGGAUAUGUUGGUUCCGAAGAUUGGUGAACUUAUUGGUGGAAGCCAAAGAGAAGAACGGCUUGAGUAUCUAGAGGCUCGUUUAGAUGAUUUAAAGCUGAAUAAGGAUGCAUAUUGGUGGUAUCUUGAUUUGCGUCGUUAUGGUUCAGUACCUCAUGCAGGCUUUGGUUUGGGCUUCGAAAGACUUGUCCAAUUUGCAACAGGAAUGGACAAUAUAAGAGACGUGAUUCCUUUUCCUCGAACACCUGGCUCGGCUGAGUUUUAGACCUUGCAGAUAUAAGGAGUCUAAAUUCAUUUUUACGAUUCAAACUGCAUUUUUGGACAAUAAAGUCUCUUGCCGUCCUUUUCUUAUUAUUUGAAAAAGAAAGCAGCGCUUCUAUUUGAAGUGUCUAUAUAUCAUGAACUAUGUAGAAUACCAUGUUGCGGCAAUAUGAUGGCGUUUCCAGAGCAUAUUUACCUUAUCUCAUUUGUAUGAAGGUUGCAGUCAAAUAUCCAACCAUGUAAGUAUCAAAUUUGUAUCGGAUAUUGGUGAUGUAGGACAACCUAUAACGGCAAUUUACUGGUACUGCUGAGACCGAAAAAGAAAUUUGAUCUUAAUGAUAAAUUAAAAUAAUUACUGUCAUUCACAUGAUGAAGCAUGUACUUUUUAAUAAAUUCAAUAAUGCAGUGUAAUGAGGUUGAAUGAAGCCAAUUAUAUUACAAAUAAAUGUUCUAGUUUAAAUUCUGUU